GACUCCCCCUCUGCUAAUGCAACAUUAAUUUCAGACACCUUUGUGCAUCAGAUCCAAGCAUGUUUGUGUUGCUUUACAUUACAAGUUUUGCCAUCUACACAAGUGAACAGCCUCUUCAAAACCAGUUCAAAGGAGAAAAUUACUCCACCAGAUACAUCUGUAGCAUCCCUGGUUUGCCAGGUCCUGCAGGUCCUCCCGGAGCCAAUGGAUCCCCUGGACCUCACGGACGCAUUGGUCUUCCAGGAAGAGAUGGAAGAGAUGGCAGGAAGGGAGAAAAAGGUGAAAAAGGGAGUGCAGGUCUGAGAGGAAAGACUGGGGCAGUAGGACCAACUGGAGAGAAAGGAGACCAAGGUCAGUCUGGUAAAAAAGGACCUGGAGGACUGACUGGUGCCAAAGGUGAAAUAGGUCCAGCUGGACCUCCUGGACCUAAGGGAGAUAAAGGAGACCGAGGAGAACCAGGAGCACCAGGGGUCUGUAAAUGUGGACAGAUCGUGCUGAAAUCUGCCUUCUCUGUUGGCAUCACCACCAGCUACCCAGAGGAAAGACUGCCCAUCGUGUUCAACAAAGUACUCUUCAACGAGGGGGAGCAUUACAACCCUUCCACGGGGAAGUUUAUUUGUGCCAUCCCAGGGAUUUAUUAUUUUUCUUACGACAUCACCUUAGCAAACAAACACCUUGCAAUUGGGCUGGUUCACAACGGGAAGUACCGGAUAAAGACUUUUGAUGCCAACACGGGCAACCACGACGUGGCUUCGGGCUCCACAGUGAUCUACCUUCAGCCAGAGGAUGAAGUGUGGCUUGAGAUCUUCUACACUGACCAAAAUGGUCUCUUUUCUGAUCCAACGUGGGCAGACAGUUUGUUUUCUGGUUUCCUCUUGUAUGUUGAUACAGAUUACCUUGAUGCUUUAUCAAAUGAUGAUGAGCUCUGAAGCAGGUGACAUCAAAGGACAUUCGAACUGGACAUCCUGACACAGGAUUUUAUCUAGCUAGGUGAGGGACACAAAGCUGGAAAACACAUAAAUAAUGUGGGAGUUUCUUUUUGCUUGAAGAGGAACCAAAUCUGAGCUCAUGAGAAUCUAACCUGGAUUUUUUUUAUGAACAGGAGGGUUAUCAAAAGCAACCGUGAUUAACA
Molecule: messenger RNA, 1132 nt
Organism: Calypte anna (Anna's hummingbird)
Lineage: Eukaryota; Metazoa; Chordata; Aves; Apodiformes; Trochilidae
Gene: C1QTNF7
Product: C1q and TNF related 7
Exons: 3
Coding region: 60-929 (289 amino acids)
Molecular function (GO): protein binding
Source: RefSeq, a predicted model, not a curated record